This is a messenger RNA of Pecten maximus, 1222 nucleotides long. RefSeq lists its product as uncharacterized. The record is from RefSeq and is a predicted model, not a curated record. The transcript has 2 exons. Lineage: Eukaryota; Metazoa; Mollusca; Bivalvia; Pectinida; Pectinidae. Bases 593 to 940 code for a protein of 115 amino acids.
UAGCAUGACUACGUUGGGCCAACGUUGGCAUAUGGUUGUACGGUUGGCCAAUGGUUGGCGUUGGUCAUACAACGUUGGCCCGACGUUGGCCCAACAACAACUUGUUUUACUCGACAGCAAGUGAAGAUAAGUUGGGAACACUACGUUGGCCCAACAUUGGCCCCCUGUUAGUACAUUUCAGUGCUGAAUUACCUAGGUUGGUCCAACGUUGGUCUUACGUUGACCCGAUGUUGUAAGCCCAAGCAGGUUUACAACAAAUUCAAACAAAAGUGAUUAUCUGUAAUCAAAGUUGAUAUAUAUAUAAUCAAUCAUUUUUUAAAAAUACACUUCAUAAGAUUUUUUAAUAGUGAUUUUUUUUUCAAAAUCACUAUAUAAUAAAAUGUAUUGUUUGCGUGAGAAUAACUAAUCAUAAAUUAAAGUCUUUUAUACUGUAGUAAAACAGGAACAAGGACAUAAAUGUUUUGGUAAAUAUUUUAGUGGCCUUAAGGAUACCAUUUUCUAUGCAUGUUUACUGCCCACAAAACUGGAUCAGCGCUUCUCACAGCAAGGGUCGGACCAGUUCCCUUGGUAACCGUGACAUCUGAUACUAGGGAUGGUCAAGCUGCCUGCAGAUGUUACAUUCUUAUCAGGGACCUUGUCCGAGCUGUUCAACUGGUUGUACACAGUACACGUGCUAUUUCGACUUACACAGAAGAUAUUUGGAUUAAUCACGAAGAAGAAAGAGAGCAUUUCUUUGACCAAAAGACAAUCUACCGUAAGGAAGAACCGCCUGUGUGCGACAGCAACAUAUUCGGAAAUUGCAGCAAUUGGAAAAGAUUGGUUCAGAUUUGCUUGUGAUCGCGAUGGUGGCAGGAAAAGGAGAGAGGAACAAAAUAGGACACAACAGGCAGCUACUGUAACUAUCAAUGCUGUGCUUAGUGACAAUUCCGAACAGGACUGAUCUGGGACAGAUAACUAAAAUUAACAUCUGAUAAUCAUUUAUCAGUUUUUACUCUUUAUAAUGAUACAUAACAUACUGUAUUUAAAACUGUCAUCAUAAAAAAAAUAAAUUGUAAAGCACUUGCCAAUAUGACAACUGAUUAAUUUUUAUGUUGCCAGCAUUACACAUAAGCAUCACUUUAUCUACUGUUUGUUACGUUGGGCCAAUGUUGGGCCUAUGAAGGUGAAACCAAUAGUUGGAAAUACACACUUGAAACCAACGAUGGGCCAACGUUGGCUAUCU